Sinocyclocheilus anshuiensis is the source of this 5591-nucleotide messenger RNA. Its product is annotated as anoctamin-1-like. Gene Ontology annotation, biological process: chloride transmembrane transport. Gene Ontology annotation, cellular component: plasma membrane. Lineage: Eukaryota; Metazoa; Chordata; Actinopteri; Cypriniformes; Cyprinidae. Gene Ontology annotation, molecular function: protein dimerization activity; intracellularly calcium-gated chloride channel activity. Bases 1237 to 4140 code for a protein of 967 amino acids. The transcript has 26 exons. The record is from RefSeq and is a predicted model, not a curated record.
GUUCUUCGGGUAAAAUUAUAUAUUCAGAGGGAAAUAAUCCGUUUGCUGGGUCUUUGACUUUGUCAUAGUAUCCCUACUUGCAGCGGCUGAGGAGUUUUCAGGUCAUUUGCAUGAGCGCUGGACAAUGCAUUGAUCCAUAUGGAGUGUCAGUUGAGAUGGCUUGACUGAGCAGGAAUCUAGCUCUCGAAUAUCAAAGUUUCAGCAACUUUCGUACCUGAAUGAAUCAGUGUUUUGAACAAAUCAAUCGAGUAAUGAUUCAAUGACUCGCUCGUAAAGUCACUCGUUCAUAAAUGAAUCAGUAUAAUCGGUUCAAUGAAUGGCUCAAUGACUCAUUUAUAAAAGAUAGUCACUUGUCGCCACCUACAGGCUUAACGAUGUAACAACGAAGUCAUACAAAGGGUGCUAGUGGUUGGUCCAAUCAGCACUUGUGAAAUGCUUGUCGUCCAAUCAGAUUUGAGACCUGGAAUAUUCCAGCCCCUAUCUGCCCUAAAUAGUAAAUUACUAAUAUCACACAGAAUUUAGGAUGGAAAGUACUAUGCACAUUUGGACUCAGGCCAGAUUUAGUUGACGACAGCCAUUUUGAAUUGGUGUUCUUAAAAAAAAAUUAAUCAUCGAUGGUCUGUAAUUACACUCUGAAUGUUGUCAAAUUCAUGGUUGUAAAAACUUUCAUUUAUAGAACGGUUUAGCCCCAAAGGCUAGGCUACAGACAUAUUUGUUUGUUAAAACAUUUUGUACAUUUACAUUUUUGCAGUUCCACACAUUUUUCUGUUUCAUUAAUGUUUUGCCGCUACAAAUGGUCAACGCUUGGAAAAUUAGCUGUGGAGUUACUAAAAAGUGUGACACCUAGCCCCGUCUCCCGUUAGCCCAUUUAACCAAUAAGCGUCUCUGUGCAAAUCAUUCAGGUAUAGGCUAUAUAAACAGGCUAUAAGUUCUGUGAGUUCAAAACAUCAUUGAACAGAAUGAGUUAAGCCCGCAUUCAACUGGUGUUGCUUCAUGAACUGCCCAAAAGCGCAUCUGAUGCGAGGAAAAGCUCGUGUGUUUGGUAGUGAUGUAGAUGUGUGUGUGGUUGCUGGAUGAGACAAAAACGCAUUCGCACGGAUCCAGUCCUCGAGACUUCAUGUAAAUACUCCACAAACGAUCGCGAAGGGACGUCUCUCUCACACACAACGCGUACACGACACACACAACUUCCACUACAUCCACCUGGAAACUAGAUACAACCGCACAUUUGCGCCAAUGAAGGAUGAAGAUGAUGUACAUACUGCGAGGAAAGAUGAGGAGGCUGAUGGCUCGGGUGAGAAACUCUUGGGUUUCAACAGCACCGAGGAGCAGCCAUCAGGCCCGAGAGGACAAGACAGCAUGUGGCGAAAUGAGAAGUAUGAAACUGUCCCAUUGGAUGUAAAGGAGAUUGAUGAAGGCAAUUCUAAAGGCACUAGAGAUUCUCUAUACCCCCAGACUGCUCUCCAGAAAGCUCAGCAGGUAAACGAGAGACCAAAGGACGCAAAACUGUGGCCAUACUUCCAGGAUGGCUUAAGGCGGAUAGAUUAUGUCCUCACCUACCAUGUCCAGAAACCCCAGAGCACCCACAAACAGUCGUCCAAGUCCUGCUUGUGCUGCGGAUUCAGACGUGAACAGAAAAACCUACCUGCUCAUGAGGACCCCGAACUCGCAGCCCAGGAGCAGAGGCUGGAUUACCAUGAGGACGACCAGCGCCUCCGCAGGGAGGAGUUUGAGGAGAACCUGCGAGAAAUGGGCCUUGAGAUGGAGAAAGAGGAAGGGACUAAACUACCAGGUGUGGGAUUCUUGAAGAUUCAUGCGCCUUGGGACGUUCUUUGUCGAGAAGCUGAGUUUAUGAAGCUCAAAAUGCCAACAAUAAAGAAAUAUGUAGUCAGUCAGGGAAGCAGCAUUGCAGAGAAGGUCAACGUGUUUAUCCAGAAAGUCACUGCACCCUUGCAACCUAACGUUGGGGAAAACCAGACGGAAAAUGAGAAACCCCUCUCCUACCCGUUCUCACGAGAAAAGCAGCAUCUCUUUGAUUUAUCAGACAGAAAUUCCUUCUUCGACAGCAAAACCAGGAGCUCAAUAGUGUAUGCGAUUUUAAAACGAACAAAAUGCACAAGGGCCAAGUAUAUCAUGGGAAUCAGCAGUCUGCUGGGCAGUGGUGUCUACACAGAGGCCUACCCAUUGCAUGAUGGUGAUAUUGAUGGUGUACAUGCUGAAACCAAUGACAGAAAGAUCUUGUAUGAACAGUGGGCGAGUUACAGCAUAUUCUACAAGUACCAACCCAUCGGACUAGUCAGGAAGUAUUUUGGUGAGAAAGUUGGCCUGUACUUUGCCUGGCUGGGAGUGUAUACUCAGAUGCUAAUCCCAGCAGCAAUUGUGGGAGUCAUUGUGUUCCUGUACGGCUGUGCCACUGUGGACGACAACAUCCCCAGUAUGGAGGUCUGCGACGAGAGAAACAAUAUCACCAUGUGCCCAAUGUGUGACCGAGCCUGCAGCUACUGGAAACUGGUCACGGCUUGUGGCACAGCUAGGGCCAGCCACCUGUUUGACAAUGCGGCCACCGUCUUCUUCGCCAUCUUUAUGGCACUAUGGGCCACCAUGUUUAUGGAGCACUGGAAGAGAAGGCAAAUGAGGCUCAAUUACAUCUGGGACCUGACCAGCUUUGAAGACGCCGAGGGAAAACAAAAGAGUCACCCGAGAGCAGAGUAUGAGUUCCAUGUCAUGAAGAAGUCCUUGAAGAAAGAGCAAUCCCCAAAGGCAGGAAAUGUGAAGCUGACAUGUAGAGACAGAAUGCCAGCAUACAUGACUAUUAUCGUCAUGAUGUUUUUUUUGAUCUUUGUGACCUUGGCCAUCGUGUUUGGUGUGGUGCUAUACAGGGUCUCCAUUAUGACUGCCCUGCACAUGAGUUCCACUCCCACGUUCCGCACUAAUAUACGGGCCACCGUUAAAACCACUGCUGCUAUCAUCAACCUCAUUAUCAUCAUCAUAAUGGAUGAGGUCUAUGGAGCAAUUGCACGUUGGCUCACUAUUAUGGAGGUGCCAAAAACUGACAAGAGUUUUGAGGAGAGGCUGAUCUUCAAGACAUUCAUAUUGAAGUUCGCAAAUGCAUUUACCCCUAUUGUGUACCUGGCAUUCUUCAGAGGCAGAAUCAUUGGACGUCCUGGCAAAUAUCUCUACGUUAUGGGGUCUUACCGAAUGGAAGAGUGCGCCCAUGCCGGCUGUCUGAUGGAAUUGUGCAUUCAGCUCUGCAUCACCAUGCUUGGCAAACAGCUCAUCCAGAAUAACCUGUUUGAGAUAGGCGUUCCAAAACUGAAGAAAAUGCUCCGACAACGCAAGAUAGACAAAAAGCAUCAGGAAGAGCUGAACAAAACGCUUCAUCGUCACGAGAAGGACCACUUCCUUGGGCCCUUUGUCGGACUCAACCCAGAGUACAUGGAAAUGAUCAUUCAGUUCGGGAUGGUGACCUUGUUUGUGGCCUCCUUUCCGCUGGCUCCCCUUUUUGCUCUACUGAACAACGUCAUUGAGAUCCGUCUUGAUGCCAAAAAGUUUGUCACGGAGCUGAGAAGGCCGAUUGCUGUAAGAGCAAAGGACAUUGGAGUCUGGUACACUCUUCUCAGAGGAAUCAGUAAAGUGGCCGUCAUUGUUAAUGCAUUUGUGAUCUCAUUCACCUCGGACUUCAUCCCACGCCUGGUCUAUCAGCACAUGUACAGUGCAGACGGGACUCUUCAUGGCUUUGUCAAUCACACUCUUUCAUACUUCAAUGUUAGUCACUUCCAGCCUGGCACAGAGCCCAUGCAGCCAAUGCACCUGGGAUACAAAGUGGAGGUUUGCAGAUAUAAAGAUUACAGGGACCCUCCAUGGUCUGCCACGCCAUAUGAGUUCUCAAGAGAAUUCUGGGCCAUUCUGGCGGCUCGAUUAGCUUUUGUCAUUGUCUUUCAGAAUGUGGUAAUGCUGAUGAGCGACUUUGUGGAUUGGCUGAUCCCAGACAUUCCCAAGGACAUUAGCAUUCAGAUACACAAGGAGAGGAACCUCAUCGUUGAGUUGUUCAUGAAAGAGGAACGGGGCAAGAAGUACAGGAAUACCAUCGGUGACCCAAGCCCCCAGCCGCUCCGCUCGCGUCCCAGCUCACAAGCUUAGCCCAGCGCUCGCUCUGAUCCCAGUGCUGCGAGGGAAGCAGUAACACGGUCCAUUCCAGGGCCUGUUCCUCACUCAGCUCUGUGUCCUGCUCAAACAGAACGGAAAGCCUGUAGAGGACUGGCCUGUCCUGGAGGACCACUGCUGUAAGGAUCAAUGCUGUUGCAAAGAUUGUUAACUGACUGCCGCCUCAUUGGUAUGCCAGAAAAAAGUUCCAACAAGAAAAAUAUUUAUUUUUUUCUUUUGUCUGUUACUGAUUUAAGCACUCUCUUGGAUCUUUUUCUAUCAGCUAUAUGCAAUUUCUGCAGGUAGGUGUGUUUGGAAAGAGGGCUGUAGGGUUUGUAUCGUUUUAUCUGUUGACUGAAGAAUAUUGUAUGUAGUUUUGUGAAGCAUCGCUGCUUUAGCAUUAAUAGACAGCAAAUGAGCAUUUUAUUUGAAACUACAAUGCUUUUAUAUUAAUUUUAACAUGAAAAUUUAACAUUUAUGUUUUCGAUAUCGAUAGGAUAGGAUUGAACUGAACCAACUCAUUUAAAGUGCUUUUUAAAUUGUUUAAUAUUAGACAUUUCAUUCAGAAUAUUUCUGGUCAAGUGAAUUAGCAGCUAUCAAUGUCAUGCUGUUUCCUCGCUAGGCACUAAGUAGUUCUGUUCUGUCAUGGUAAUGAUUGUGUCUGUUUAGCCUUUAGCUGUCUAUAUAUAAAAUAUAGACAUAAAACACUGCAAAUUCAUCAAAAUAACUACAAUCCUCAAUCUUGGUCUUUUUUUAGUAUUCUAGAAUUUCUAUUAUAUGCGGUGGAGUGCUUUUUACAGGAUGUCGAUUGAUCUCGGGGAUUUUUGGUAGCGCGUCUGAAAAUACUAUCAAGCUAUGCUGAGAAAGGGUACGCUGUAUAUAAACCCAUGACGUUCAAGAGGCCUUAAUAUUCAUGAAAAUGUCAUAUGGACAGAGAUUUGUGUCUGCUUAUCUGAAUGUUUUCUCUCUCGUCUUGAUUUGUGAUGCUCCAAUGAUGAUGGAAACAAUAGGCUAUAUCUUGCUAUGUUGAAUGUGUCUUCCAUUCAUAGAAAUCGUGACAAAUAAAAGAGUGGUUUUAAUUAAAAUUAAUAUAAUAUUAAUAUAAAAUAUGAAUUCAGUCUUAAGAUAUACUGUUUGGACAUAUGGCAAUGUUUUUCGUUUCUUUUCCCCUUUUUUUGAUAAACUAAUUAUUACACAAAACUAUUUCCUCAAUUUUUUUAAUAUACAUGCACCCCCCAAAAGACCUUAGUUCUACUAUAAAUGUAGGCUACAAUGUAAACCCAUUUUUAGACUGUUACGUCAUCCACAUACUGUUUACCUCUGUGAAAGAAACCUUUAAAUGUUUUAUGUCAUUGUGGAGUUUCAGUGUCUCAAACUGCUAAUGGGAGGUUAUGACUGUACUUUGGCUUUUGAAUUAUGUUUCUAAAAUAAAUGUCAUACAUUUGGUA